This is a messenger RNA of Solanum tuberosum (potato), 3200 nucleotides long. RefSeq names its product putative inactive flavonol synthase 2. Lineage: Eukaryota; Viridiplantae; Streptophyta; Magnoliopsida; Solanales; Solanaceae. The transcript has 3 exons. The coding region runs from base 333 to 1400 and encodes 355 amino acids. The record is from RefSeq and is a predicted model, not a curated record.
UAUAAUCUUGACCUUUAACAAUUAAAUAGUACACAUCUCUUUCAUCCAGAUGUGUACUUAACGAAAUGGAGGGAAAGGGUAAUGGAGGGGAGCCAAAUCCGACAAUUACCAAGCCUAAAAUGAUUCACUCUUUGGCUAUUCAUGUAUGACUAUAUACAAUAUUCUUCAUUGGUUAUAGUCAUAGUACCAUAGCAUUAUACGUAUAUAUAUUCAUUACAUUACACAUAUACCUGGAUAAAUAAUUAAAACUCCAACCAUAUCUUCAUAUUUUCCUCCUUAUAAAUAGGGAGUAAUUAAAAGCCAUAUGGAACAUAAAGGAAGAAUAACACAAUAUGGUGGGAAAAAUGAUAGGGAGCUCAGCUUCACCAAAUGGUUCAUUUACUAGCGCCAUGACACUUACUAAAGAGGAACUAACCUGUGUUCCCAAGCGUUAUAUCCUUCCACCAUCCCUACGGCCCAAUGGAGCCGAGUAUAACACAUGCUUGCCAAUUGUGGAUCUAUCCUAUCUGCAACACCCUCUUGUUCGGCCUCAGAUAAUCCAGGAAGUACACCUGGCUUGCAAGAAAUUUGGUUUCUUCCAGGUAGUUAACCAUGGAAUCCCAAUGUCAGUCAUGAAAGAUGCUAUAGAUGCUGCGAGCGAAUUCUUCAAUUUACCAACUGAAGAGAAAAGGCAUCUCUUGUCUUCAAAUGUUCAUGACCCCGUAAGAUAUGGUACCAGUCUAAAUCAUGUCAAAGACAAAGUAUACUUUUGGAGAGACUUCCUCAAGCACUAUGCUAAUCCAACCUCAACUUGGCUCGACUUUUGGCCAUCAAAUCCCACAGCUUACAAGAAGAAAAUGGGAAACUACACAGUGGCAGCACAAAAGUUGCAAGAAGAACUCAUGGAGGUGAUAUUUGAGAGCUUAGGACUAAACAGUAAUUACUUACAUGAAGACAUUGCAGAAGGUUCCCAGGUCAUGGCAGUUAAUUGCUAUCCAGCAUGUCCUGAGCCAGAUCUUACACUAGGAUUGCCACCACAUACAGAUUAUGGUAUGCUAACAAUCAUUCUUCAAAACCAUCUGGGCUUGCAAAUCAUGGAUCGAGAUGAAAAGUGGCAUUCAGUUCCACUCAUUGAAGGAGCUCUCAUUGUUCAAUUGGGAGAUCAAAUGGAAGUAUUGAGCAAUGGCAGAUACAAAAGUGUUCUGCAUCGAGCAACAGUUAACUCAGAAAAAAAGCGCAUUUCGAUUGCCAGCCUUCAUAGUCUAGCUUUAGGUAAAAAAGUUAGACCUGCAUCAGAGCUUGUCAAUGAACAACAUAUCUUGUCCUAUAAAGAAGGAAGCUUCAGUGAUUUUCUAGACUUCAUUUCUGGAGAAGAUAUUGUGGAAGCAAAGUACAUAGACAAAUUAAAAAUAAACUCAUGAAGAUUAUGGUAAAUGAGACAGCAGAGCAGAGCAGAGCAAAGCAUACAAGAAAUCUCUUCUUUACACUCAAAUUCAAUGCUGCACAACCUCUGUGUUCGUACUGUUUAAAUACACAGGCAUAUAACUAGUAGCUGUUUUUCUUAUGACACACUCUAAUAUCAAUCGUGAGGGUCUCUUCAUUCUUCAUAUACAAGAUCUCACUGUGACAAAUAAAUUUUGGAACAAAGUUUAUCAGUUCAUUUAUUUUUAAGUACGAUUUUCAUUUUGACGGAUUUAUGGAAGCAUGAUUUGUCAACAUCAUAAAAUGAACCAUCAGGAUCUUCAUUCAGCCAAUGCUUGACCUCAGUUGGCUAACACCAGACUUCAGCACAUAGAUGUUACAAUACACUCAUCACAUUAAAGCAUUCAAGUUGUUUAAAAGGUAUUCCUGCUUAAUCCUAAUGUAAACCAUACCACAUUCAUCUCUAGUACACGUGUUUAUUUUUUUGUUGACAGUAAAUUGAUAAGGAGAAUUCAUUAAGAUCUUAAACUAAUUAGACCUGCAAAGACACUAGGGUGAUUUACCAUUGUAAAGUAUAUACAGAUACAAUCAGCUUCCAACAAUAUCUGUUCUGUACAGUAGCCCACAAAUUAACCAGCAUAACAACAACUUUAGUAUUAUAAUCUUUUUCCUUAUUUCUUUUUUCCCCAGAUAAGACAUAACGGAAUCUCAAUUUUCAUAAGCCUGGCAUGUCAAUAUGAUGAGUCUAACACUACAGAAAACUUUUCAUCACGGUGAUCUCAGCGAAAUUUCAGAGGUCCAGCACUAUCCAGUUAUCAUUUCAGAACUCCUUCAAAUUAAUUAAUCAUCGUGACAAAUUAUCUAUAUUUUCUUACACUGAAUUGCUUCUUUUUACAUAUAUUUCUUACAGCAGUUAGUGGAAUAAAUGAUGCAGUCAUCACCUUUGUUAAUCAAAUUGAUAACUGACUCUAUUUCACAUCAUAAUGAUUUAACUCCUUUGCAAUAUCGAAAAUUCAGAACUGUUGUUAAUGCUACUCUAAUUGCCUGCAGUUUCUUCAUCUUAUUUGCUUUUGGUUUUACUUCAAAUUAAUUCAUUAUCCACCAAAUUGUAUAAAAUGGUUAAGUCAUUGUCAUUGGUCCUAAUUCAAGCUGCUAAUUUACAAUGUUGUUCAUAGAAUGAAAGCUGAUCUCCUCAGAAAAUAAGAUAAACUGCUAAAACAAGAGACAUCAAUAUUUUCUUCAAUCUUACAUAUUAGAGAAUCAUAAAUCCAAGCCAAUAUAUUGAUAAGAACAUCAUGUUUCUCCUUGAAGUUGAAAUUUGAUUUAGAAAUGAUUUUUUCGUUUAUCCAUUCAGAAAGGUAUAGAGAAAACUAUAAUCACAAAUAUUGUGUUAGCGAUUUUGCCUAGAGCAUUACGAAUAACUUUAGAAAGCUAUUGACUUAUUCAGAAGAGAACUAAUCAUUUAUUAAGUGAGUUAAUUAAGUAGUUAGCUUCUUCAUUGAUCUAAUUUCUAAUUUCUUCAGCAAUUAACAAUAUAGUUCAGAAAUUUAACAUUGUUUAUGCAUAUGCUCACCAAUCAUAUCAUCAACUUACUAAUUAAACUUCUAUAAGCUUGAAUUUGCAGUUGAAUUUGUCCAUUCCAAUUACAAACAGCGAUUUUGUGUAUGAUUUGCAUAUAAUCUCGGGAUAUAUGAAUAGCAAACAAAUAAAAUUGCAGAUUUACAUGACUUUCAGUCUAAUUAGUACUAUAAUUACACAAAAAUAGGGACAAAUUUCAACUGAUUCGAGGAAAAAAAAAU